AUGAAACACAAAUUUGAUAAAUAUUAUGAAGAUUAUGAUAAUAGUAAGAGUAAUAAGUUGUUUGAGUUUGCGGCUAUCUUGGAUCCCCGUGUGAAACUUACAAUAAUAGAGUACGGUUGUGCGAAAAAUUGUGAGUUGAUGAAAAAAGACGGUAAGUUAAAGACAGAUAAAGAAUUUAAAGAAAAGGUCAAAGAAAUGGUUGAUGGGGUGGAAUCUGAGAUGCACAAACUGCUACGAGAAUAUGAGGAUUUGGAACCAGCCAGUUCAAGCAUUCCAGUUAAUACAGUUGAACAAGGUCGGGGUAAGAAACAAUGGAUGGGUAAGCUUGAACAGUUUCGUGGUGUUGCUGGACAGUCUUCUAGUAAGAAGACAGAAUUAGAAAAAUAUCUCUUAGAAGAUCUUGAAUUAAUGAAUGACGAGUUUGAUAUAUUGCUUUGGUGGAAGGUAAAUUCCACUAGAUAUCCAACCUUGGCACGGAUGGCAAAAGAUAUAUUGGCUAUCCCAGUUUCAACCGUAGCUUCUGAGUCUGCUUUUAGCACUGGCGGGCGAGUAGUAGAAUGCUACAGAAGUUCGUUAUCACCCACCAUUGUUGAGGCGUUAAUUUGCACACAGGACUGGAUUCGACCCGGGAGAAAAGAAAUAAAUGAAGAGGAAGAAUAUGAGAAAUUUGAUGAGUUCACAAAAGAUGUUUAUGAGAGGAUUGAAAAGAUGAAGAUUGAAUUAAGGUUAACGGCAAAAGUGUAUAACAACGAUAGAGAGGAUUGGAGAAAGACCAAACAAAUCUUUUGUUUGAACACGUUCGAUAGACAAGAUGAUGCCGGGUGA
Molecule: messenger RNA, 825 nt
Organism: Helianthus annuus (common sunflower)
Lineage: Eukaryota; Viridiplantae; Streptophyta; Magnoliopsida; Asterales; Asteraceae
Product: zinc finger BED domain-containing protein RICESLEEPER 2-like
Exons: 4
Coding region: 1-825 (274 amino acids)
Molecular function (GO): protein dimerization activity; DNA binding
Source: RefSeq, a predicted model, not a curated record